AUGAACUGUUCAAUUGCUCGCAGUUCUCUCCUCAGAAGGAGCUGGCAUGCCUCGCAAAACGCUCACAAAUUUCACUCCCGGAGUGCGUGCACGAGGCUGACGCCCAGCGUUCGGGCGCCGAUAUCGUCAAACACAGCCUUGGCUGCCUCAAAACCAAACCCCAGCAUCGGAAGAUCGCGUGUCACGGAGCAUGGGCGUCCUCACUCUAGCUGCGCAUGCCGUGCAACGACGCGCAAGCGGACGGCGUACAUAGCCCUCGGGAGCAACGUGGGCGAUCGCGUGGCCGAGAUUGAGAGGGCCUGCAACGAGAUGGACCGCCGCGGAAUUCGCGUGAAGCGGACGAGCAGCCUCUGGGAGACGGAGCCCAUGUAUGUAAAGGACCAGGACCGUUUCAUCAACGGUGCCUGCGAGGUUGAGACGGACCUCGAUCCCUUGCCGUUGCUGGACCAGCUUCAAGCGAUCGAGAAUGACAUGGGUCGGCGCAAGAUCAUCGACAAAGGCCCUCGCAACAUCGACCUAGACAUUCUGCUGUACGGUGACGAAAAGGUGCAGCAUGAGAGGCUCACCAUCCCGCACCCCGGCAUUGCCCAGCGCGAGUUUGUGCUUCGGCCGUUGGCCGAGCUCAUUCCCUCGAAACCGCUCGACCCCUCCAAGCCAUGGAAGCUGGUGCAGGAUUACUUGAACGACCUCCCGGCGGGAGAACCACUUUCCUCCCUCACUCCACUGGCAGCCGCCCCGUCGUGCCCGGUGCUCACCCCCCUGGCGCGCGACCGCAGGACCCAGGUCAUGACCAUCCUGAACCUGACGCCCGACUCCUUCUCCGACGGAGGGCGCCAUGAUUUAGCGAACCUUGGCGGGGCCGUCGUCGACGUCGCUCGCGGCGGGGCCACCGUCAUCGACGUUGGGGGCCAGUCGACGGCGCCCGGGCGCCCCGAGGUCACGGCUGAAGAGGAGGCUGCCCGGGUCAUCCCCGCCAUCGAGCUCAUUCGAUCCAUGCCGGAGGCGCGUGGCAUCGUCGUCAGCGUCGACACCUACCGCGCCUCCGUUGCCGAGAAGGCCGUCGCCAGCGGGGCCGACAUGAUCAAUGAUGUCUCGGCUGGACAGCUCGACCCUGACAUGCUCUCAACCGUCGCUCGUCUUGGCAAGACCAUCUGUCUGAUGCACAUGCGGGGAACGCCACGAACCAUGGCAGGCCUCACCUCAUACCCCGACGGGCUCAUUCCCACCGUCGCGUCGGAGCUCCUCGCACGAGUCGCCGCCGCCGAGCGGGCAGGCAUUCGCCGCUGGCGGAUCGUCUUGGAUCCCGGCAUUGGCUUCGCCAAGACGCACGCCCAGAACCUUGAGCUGCUCAGGAACCUAGACCUGCUCAGGACCUGGCCGGGGCUCGAAGCCUUGCCCUGGCUCGUGGGCGCGAGCCGCAAGGGCUUCAUUGGCGCCGCGACGGGCGCCGAGCAGCCUUCGCAGCGCAUCUGGGGGACGGCCGCGACGGUGGCGGCCUCUGUCCAGGGGGGCGCCGACGUCGUCCGCGUGCACGACACCAAGGAGAUGACCAUGGUGGCCGCCAUGUCGGAUGCCAUCUGGAGAUCGUCGUCAGCCUCGUAG
Messenger RNA from Drechmeria coniospora, 1602 nucleotides. RefSeq lists its product as uncharacterized. The record is from RefSeq and is a predicted model, not a curated record. Bases 1 to 1602 code for a protein of 533 amino acids. The transcript is spliced from 3 exons. Gene Ontology annotation, molecular function: 2-amino-4-hydroxy-6-hydroxymethyldihydropteridine diphosphokinase activity; dihydropteroate synthase activity. Gene Ontology annotation, biological process: tetrahydrofolate biosynthetic process. Lineage: Eukaryota; Fungi; Ascomycota; Sordariomycetes; Hypocreales; Ophiocordycipitaceae. Gene Ontology annotation, cellular component: mitochondrial envelope.